Sesamum indicum (sesame) is the source of this 1795-nucleotide messenger RNA. The record is from RefSeq and is a predicted model, not a curated record. NCBI's taxonomy places the organism in Eukaryota, Viridiplantae, Streptophyta, Magnoliopsida, Lamiales, Pedaliaceae.
UGUACUUUUGUUCUUUCUGAGAUGAUCUAAGCAAUUGAGUGUCAUGAAUUCUCUGUACUUACAACCCUAUUUUGUGGAACAUCAAGGCAAUUGCUGAAAACCAGUCUGUUAGGACAUGCUCAUUGUACAAGCUCUGUAAACUGAUCAGCAAGCCAAGUUCUCAAAGAGUACCUGUAAUACCCGUACAGAUUUCUAGUGGAAGAACACACGUUCUUAUGGCUGUAUAUGGACUUGGUAAAUUCUGUAUGUGUACGUAUUUUUUUAUUUUCUUUUUAUACAUAAAUUACAUAUGAAUUCAGAUAAGGUAAGUUUGGCUCUACUGCUAAUGUUACUUCCAACUUGAUCCACCGUCCAGAGAAGACAGCUGCUAUUAGCUGAGGGAAAAAGCUGCUUGAACAUGCAAGUGGAUGAUCUCCAACUCAUUAUCAUCUAUUGAUCCUUUGCUUAUGAAGCAGAUUUGCUGGCAAAUAGAGGAAGUAGCAUGUUAAGUUCAUUAUCAUAUUGAGGAGAGCAUAAAGUUUUUCAGAAUUUUUGCGACAACAUGGGUAGAUUCGAGAGCACUGCAGAAAUAGAACCUCCAAGUCCAGGCCAACAGAUGGGAUCAUAUCCUCAAAGUUACCAAACAGCACAAUCUCGCACUGCAGAAAUAGAAACUUCAAAUCCAGGCCAACAGAUGGGCUCUUAUCCCGAAAGUUUCCAAACUGCACAAUCUCCACAGAUAGGAAGGCCCUGGGAGAGCACUGCAGGAAUAGAAACUCCAAAUGCUGGACAACAGAUGGGCUAUUAUCCUCAAAGUUUCCAAACAGCACAACCUCCACAGAUAGGAAGGCCCUGGUCAACCGAACUAUUUGACUGCCAUAAAAAUCCAACAAAUGCUGUUAUGACAGCCCUUUUCCCCUGCGUGACGUUUGGACAAAUAGCAGAAGUCAUGGAUGGUACAGAACCGUCGGCCCGGUCUCAAAUGACUUGCCCCUUCGGGACAGUCGUUUAUAUGCUAACGUUGGCUGUUUGCAUGGAAUGGUUCCUUGGCUCCGCAUACAGAACAAGGCUGAGGAACAGAUACGGUCUAGUUGAAGCUCCAUUUCACGACAUAAUUUCUCACUGCUUUUGCCCUUACUGCUCUCUCUGCCAGGAAUUCAGAGAGCUCAAGGAACAAGGACUCAAUCCUGCUCUAGGGUAUAAUGGGAUCCUAGCUGAACAACAGGCAAAGCAAAAUGGACAGAUAUACAAACCUCCACCAGCUCAAGCUAUGUCCAUGUAAAGGAUGAUAUGUUUCUCUCUUUCAAGGUUGUUGGGUUUUCAGUCAUUGACUUUACCAAUUGUGUUUUUGGUGUGUAACUUGUGAUGUUUGUCCGGAAAAAUGUAAUAAAAUGCAACUAUCCUGUCUCUUGAAACACAUUAGGUUCCAUCUUGUAAGAACCAAGUCGAUCUCUCAGUCUCUCUUGCAUGAAUGACUAUGUACCUGAUCGUGGUUUAUCGAGACGCUGACAACAAGCAGAUGCCCUGUCUCAGUGUAAUUCAUCCGAACGCAAAACCUACAUAGAUUAAGAACCGACAGAUGAACAUUUUUACAAACUUUAUCAGAAAUCCUUGGGCAUCCAUUAGAAAUCCCAUUUACUCAUUUAGGCAAGAUUGUCCUUAACCCAAUCCCAUGUAUAAAAACGAUUGAGCCUGUUGACAUUGAUAUUUGGUGGAGGCUUCUAUACCUUAUGGAAUUUUGUUUCAAGACAGCUAAAGCCACCAGUUAAACAGUAUGUUAUCAAGUAGACCCACAACUAGAAUGUCAAAAAUAAAC